Rhododendron vialii is the source of this 1732-nucleotide messenger RNA. Its product is annotated as probable sugar phosphate/phosphate translocator At3g11320. The transcript is spliced from 4 exons. The coding region runs from base 428 to 1357 and encodes 309 amino acids. The record is from RefSeq and is a predicted model, not a curated record. Gene Ontology annotation, molecular function: antiporter activity. NCBI's taxonomy places the organism in Eukaryota, Viridiplantae, Streptophyta, Magnoliopsida, Ericales, Ericaceae. Gene Ontology annotation, cellular component: Golgi apparatus.
CGCCACAGCCACCCCAAUUGCGCGUUUUAACAUUCCCUCUGGAUUACAAACUCUCUCUCUCUCUCUCUCUCUCUCUCUCAUACUACUUGCGGAGGACAAAAUCGUCGUCGCUCGCCCUCCAAACCCAUCGCAGACUCCUUUCCCAUUUGUCUCUCUCUCCGCUCUACCUCAUAUUCUUCCUCUCUCUCUCUCUCUCUCUCUCUCAUCGCAUCCUACCAAGCCCACCGACGCACAUUAAUUUCUCUCCCUUUCUAGAUUCACGACUGCCACUCCGAUCUCCCCUCCCUUUCUCUCUCCCCAACAUCAAUCCAGAUCUAAUGCCGUCUUACCACUAACACAAAAAAAGAAAAGAAAAAAAAGGAUUCCUUCGAAUCCCAAUCGAAGCCCUAGGAAACAUUACACAAUUGGGCCACAACCCGAUUCAACCAUGUCGUCUCCGAAGGGCUCGAGCCGGUUCUUCACCAUCGGGCUCGUGGCCUCCUGGUACUCCUCCAACAUUGGGGUCUUACUGCUCAACAAGUACUUGCUAUCCAAUUACGGAUUCAAGUACCCCAUUUUCCUCACCAUGUGCCACAUGACGGCCUGCUCCCUGCUCAGCUACGUCGCCAUCGCCUGGCUCAAGAUGGUCCCGAUGCAGACGAUCCGGUCCCGCGUCCAGUUCGUCAAGAUCUCCCUCCUUAGCCUGGUCUUCUGCGCCUCCGUCGUCAGCGGCAACAUCUCGCUCAGGUACCUGCCGGUGUCCUUCAACCAGGCGAUCGGGGCCACGACGCCCUUCUUCACGGCGGUCUUUGCGUAUUUGAUGACGCUGAAGAGGGAGGCCUGGCUUACGUAUGUCACUCUCGUUCCUGUUGUUACUGGCGUGGUUAUCGCCAGCGGGGGUGAGCCAAGUUUCCAUCUUUUCGGGUUUAUAAUGUGUGUUGGUGCUACGGCUGCAAGGGCACUUAAAACGGUGCUUCAAGGGAUAUUGCUUUCUUCUGAAGGGGAAAAGCUGAAUUCUAUGAACCUUCUCAUGUACAUGGCUCCAAUUGCUGUUGUAUUUCUGCUUCCUGCAACACUCUUCAUGGAGGAAGAUGUUGUUGGUAUCACCGUGGCCCUUGCAAGAGAUGAUAUCCGGAUCGUCUGGUAUCUACUGUUCAAUUCUGCCUUGGCAUAUUUUGUUAACCUGACCAAUUUUUUGGUCACAAAGCACACAAGUGCCCUGACUCUACAGGUACUAGGAAAUGCAAAAGGGGCUGUGGCCGUAGUUGUCUCUAUUUUAAUAUUCAGAAAUCCUGUGUCGGUUACUGGGAUGCUUGGCUACUCACUCACAGUCAUCGGAGUUAUCCUAUACAGUGAAGCCAAAAAGCGUAGCAAGUAAAAUUUUACUGUGGAAAAGGCAUUGGCUGAAAAUUCCAUCUGUUUUGUGCCCAUACGAGGACAGGGGCGACCUUCUUGGAGGGUAUACUUUCACUCGGUGUCGUGGAAUAUGCCCACUAAAGCUUAUUUUUUGUAUUGCAUCUUCGGGGGGAAUUAGUUUUCAUUCUGUACCAACAAAAUUGACAGGAAUUAGGCAGAGUAGGAAGCAUUUAGUUGUUAAAUUGUUUGCUUCUGUUCUUCCCUUGUUGGGGGAUAUGGAGGAUUUUUUUCAGCUCUUAGUUUUUCAGGAAAGAAUUGUGUAAUGGACCUGGCACAAUACUCUUUUACAAUUUCUCAUACUAUUUGUUAUUUAUUCAAAGGUCUUGCAAUUCUUCCA